Molecule: messenger RNA, 2788 nt
Organism: Prorocentrum cordatum
Lineage: Eukaryota; Dinophyceae; Prorocentrales; Prorocentraceae
Source: the annotation of a GenBank genome assembly
UUUUGGCUCAAGGCGUCUUUGCUCAAAACCAUGUUGGACAGGGCCCUCCGAGCCUCCUGCCUUCUCUUCAUGGAUGCUAGACAUCCAGCGACGGUCUCGAGAGGACGCUGUUUCCUGCGAGGUGUCCAUCAAGAAGUGCGGUCAGACAAAACAGUGGAGCGCAGCACUGCAGUUGCUUCGCGACGGAAUUCGAGCAGGUGUGGAAGUUUCUCGAGGCCACUACCUUGCGACUGUCAGCGCGUGCGGAAAAGGCCGGCAGUGGCAACAGGCACUGUCCGUGCUCAGCGAGAUGUUGGAGUCGAAGAUGGAGCCCAGCGUCAUCUACAGCGCCGGGAUCAGCGCGUGCGAGAAGGGCGGGCAGUGGCAGCCGGCCCUGUCGCUGCUCGGCCAGAUGAGGCGUGCGAGGCUGACGCCCGAUGUCAUCUCCCCGCUACAACGCCGGGAUCAGCGCGUGCGAGAAGGGCUGGCAGUGGCAACGAGCCUUGUCGCUGCUCGUCGAGAUGCGGGAGGCCAGAUUGGAGCCCGACUCAGCUACAACGCUGGGAUCAGCGCGUGCGAAAAGGGCGAGCAGUGGCAGCGGGCUUUGGCGCUGUUUACCGGCAUGUGGGAGGCGAGCGUGGAGCUUGACGUCAUCUAUACCUACAACGCUGGGAUUAGCGCGUGCGAGAAAGGCGAGCAGUGGCAACGGGCUUUGUCGCUACUCAGCGAGAUGUGGGACGCGAUACUUGAGCCCAACGUGAUCAGCUGCAGUGCUGGGAUCAGCGCGUGCGAGAAGGGCGAGCAGUGGCAGCGAGCUCUGGCGUUGCUCAGCGAGAUGUGGGAGGCGAAGCUGGCGCCUAACGUAAGCUACAACGCUGGGAUCAGCGCGUGUGAGAAGGGCGAGCAGUGGCAGCAGGCUUUGUCACUACUGAGCGAAUUGCGGGAGGUGAAGCUGGAGCCCAACGUCAUCAGCUACAACGCUGGGAUCAGCGCGUCGCGUGCGAGAAAAGCGAGCAGUGGCAGCGGGCGUUGGCGCUGCUCACCGCGAUGCGGGAUGUGAAGCUAGAGCCCGACGUCAUUUCUGUAACGCUGGGAUCAGCGCGUGCGAGAAAGGCGAGCAGUGGCAGUGGUCUUUAGCGCUGCUCGGCGAGAUGUCGGAGGCGAAGCUGGAGCCUGGAGUCAUAGCCUUCAGUGCAGGGAUCAGCGCUUGUGAGAAGGGCGAGCAAUGGCAGCGAGCUUUGGCGCUUUUCAGCGAGAUGCGGGAGGCGAAUGUUGAGCCCAGCUCAGCUAUAACGCUGGGAUCAGCGCGUGCGGGAAGGGCGAGCAGUGGCAGCAGGCAUUGGCUUUGCUCAGCGAGGUGAGGGAGACGAAGCUGGAGCCCAACGUCAUAUCUUCAGCUACAGCGCUGGUAUCAGCGCGUGCGAGAAGGGCGAGCAGUGGCAGCGGGCUUUGGCGCUGCUUUGCGAGAUGCGGGAGGCUAAGCUGGAGUCCAACAUUAUCUUUCCUGCUACAGCGCUGGGAUCAGCGCGUGCGUCAAGGGCGAGCAGUGGCAGCGGGCGUUGGCACUCCUAAGCGAGAUGUGUGAGGCGAAGUUGGAACCUGACGUCUUUAGCUACAACGCUGGAAUCAGCGCGUGCGAGAAGGGCGAGCAGUGGCAGAGGGCGUUGGGGCUGCUCAGCGAAAUGUGGGAGUCGAAGCUGGAGCCCGACGUCACCAGCUACAGCGCUGGUAUCAGCGCAUGCGGGAAGGGCGAACAGUGGCAGCGAGCGGUGGCGCUGCUCGUCGAGAUACGACAGGCGAUGCUGGAUCCCAACGUCAUCAGUUACAGCGCUGCGAUCAGCGCUUGCGUGUUGGGCGAGCAGUGGCAGCGGGCUUUGGCGCUGCUCGGCGCGAUGAGGCUGGCGAAGCUGGAGCCCGGCGUCAUCAGCUACAACGAUGCGGUAUGCGUUUGCGAGAAGGGCGAUCAGUGGCAGUUGGUUUUGAUGCUGCUCAGCGAGAUCUAGGAAGCGAGUCUGAAUCUCGGCGUGAUCAGCUGAGGCGCCAGGACCAGCGCGAGCGAGAAGGGCGAACGGAGGCAGGGAGCUACUGCGCUCCUCAGCGAGGCGCGGGAGCUGAACCUGGAGCCCAGGACCACCUCCCGUGGCAGUGCCGUCGCCUGCGCGUGCGAGAGGGCCGUGCAGAGGUCGGAAGCGCUGUCGUUGCUCGGGGACAUCGGGGAGUGCUCAGCGAAGGACGACGGCCACAGUGGCGGCAGCAGAGCGUGCGAGCAAGUCGGGCAGUGGCCGGAUGCGCAGUCGCUGCACGGAGGCCGCAAUUUGCGCCGCUGGUGUCCUGCGGCGUGCGAGGAGGGCGGGCAGCGACAGGGGCAUCGUCGUUGCUCGGAGAGGUGGGGCACGCGAGGUAAGAGCCGGGCGUCGCCAUCUGCAGUGCUGGCGUCGGUCUCCUGCGGGAGAAUGUGGUCCCAGCGCAGCAGCUUCGUGCCACUUCUCGGAGCUGGCAUUGCGUCCGAGAUCAUGCGCAGGCCAAGCUCAUCCGCAUCGUUUGCACGCACAGCUCGCUAACGUUACGUCCGACCCCACGGCUUCUCCCCCCUUCAGGUUGGGACAGCAGCGGGUUGCCAGCACUUCCUGCAGCGCUUGAGCUGUGGGCCCGCCCACGCGAGGGUUGGUGGGUCGAGGGUGCUGAGUCAGCGACAGACCGCAGUUUGUCGCCCCCCUGUGAGUAGGACUGACAUUUGCUCCCUCGCCUCCUGUGGGCAGCCCGCGAGGGCCGAGAGACCUGAGACGACACGCUCCCGAGAGAACAGAAA